Molecule: messenger RNA, 1400 nt
Organism: Lates calcarifer (barramundi perch)
Lineage: Eukaryota; Metazoa; Chordata; Actinopteri; Centropomidae
Gene: sftpba
Product: prosaposin
Exons: 10
Coding region: 178-981 (267 amino acids)
Biological process (GO): sphingolipid metabolic process
Cellular component (GO): lysosome
Source: RefSeq, a predicted model, not a curated record
CUCUAUGCUGAAAACAACUCUUAUCAGACUAGCGCAAGGAUUUUUUUUUCUCUCAAAUUCUGGUUGGUGGGGAUUAUUAGGUCGCAGGUGGGCUACGUCAAAUACAAACUGCACUCGCAGUUCCCUGCGCAGAUCUGAGGAGACACGACAUUCAGCUAAAAGCCUGAAGUUAACAGGAUGGCCUCGCUCAAGUUUGUGUUGUUUCUCUCCAUCGGUCUCCAAGGCUAUGCUCUGACUUUGAAUACAGAUAGUUUGCAAAGUGCUCCAGACGCCAUGAGAGUAAACGGGGACGUCUGCCAGGACUGCACCCAAAUAUUUGAACUCCUCAUCGACCUGAUUUCCAAUGCAGACCUCCAGAAAAAGAUCAUGGACGGGAUUGAGAGUCUGUGUGACCACCUGCCUGGACCGGCCACUACUGCCAAACUCUGCAAGGAAGAGGUGGAGAAGAUCCUUCCUGUGGCCAUGAGCUUCAUCACUGGUGUUGUAAAACCAGCGCAGGUCUGCAAAAUCAUUGGGCUCUGUGGCUCCUGUGACAAACAAGACAAGAUGCUCAGCUACUUUUUCAACGAGGCUCUUCAGGCUUCCGUGACAAGUAAAAAUGUUCAGCCCACAACACAAUGCUCCUUCUGCAUUUUUCUCAUCAAGACUUUGGAGGACUUGCUGCCUAAAGAAAGGACAGAGGCUGCUGUGAUCAAGCUGCUGGAGGAGAUCUGUCAUAUUUUGCCCCCUACCUACCGUGAUCAAUGCGAGGCUGUCAUUGGCAAAUUCAGCAAGUCGGUGCUGGACGCAAUCCUGAGCUACGCCACGCCUCAGACCAUCUGUGCUCUCAUACACCUGUGUAAAGGACAGGAGGCUGCUAUUUUAGACCCAUGCACUUUGGCAACAUACAGGUGCAGAGACAUGAAGACUGCUCUCAGAUGUGGAACUGUGUUCUACUGUCAGAGAUUUGCCUGGAAGUCUCUCGAGUACAAUACUCUCUAAAAAUGUUGAGGGUGGGACUAAAAUAUGAGUCAACAUCGGUGCCCCCAUGCAUGACCCAGAUCUUUCAACAUCAAACUGCAAAUAUUUCUCUAACUGCUCCACACCUGUGGCAGUCUGUCUGAUAGUACUUCUUUCAAAUACUGAUUUGAUAUAUUACUGCAUUUUAUGAUUUUGCAUUGUAUAUACUGGCUGCAUUGAGUGAAUAUAGCCAGGAACUAGGCUGACAAACUAUUACAGCCAAAAGUUUACCUGAACUUCAGCUGUAAGGAUAUGUAGCAAAGAUAUGGAAACUUAAUAGCAUCAAAAAAUUAAACCUUUUCACUAUUAUUCUGUAUACUUGGCAAGAUUUUUCUUAAAUUUUUUGUACUAACCUCUAUUCUAUACUUCAUCAGCUUAAUAAAGUUUCUUUUUGUAACACA